Phacochoerus africanus (Common warthog) is the source of this 3781-nucleotide messenger RNA. RefSeq names its product ralA binding protein 1 (gene RALBP1). Bases 485 to 2404 code for a protein of 639 amino acids. Gene Ontology annotation, molecular function: small GTPase binding; GTPase activator activity. The record is from RefSeq and is a predicted model, not a curated record. Lineage: Eukaryota; Metazoa; Chordata; Mammalia; Artiodactyla; Suidae. Gene Ontology annotation, cellular component: membrane. Gene Ontology annotation, biological process: small GTPase-mediated signal transduction; positive regulation of GTPase activity; endocytosis. The transcript is spliced from 11 exons.
CCAGCGGGCGCCGGGACCGGGCAGGCGCGGUGCCUCCUGGGUGUUGUAGUGCGCUUCCUGGCGGAGGACUGCCUACGGCCUCGGCUAUGGGUUUCCGUGGACUACCGCUCCCAGCGUGCUCCACGCUGGGGGCAUAGGGCGCCGGCCCUCGACGGCUCCGGCCUUCAGCGCCGAGCAGGGGACCCGGGAAGCCGGCUGCGGCGGGGAAGGAUUGCGCGUGCGCGCUGGCCCGGCUCGUCCGGUUCUGUCCCAAUCAUUGUAAACAGGCGGAGGCUGGGGCGGGGUGGGAAUGGGGUGCCAGAGGCCGGCCCAGGGCUUAGCGAAGGAGGUGGUUGCGGCGGCGGCGUGAGAGUCGGGAAGCGGCGGCUGCGGCAGGGCAGGCGCUCACCCGGCGCGGGCGCAGGUACCCUAGGAAACCCUGGUUCAAAAAGGUGUGAUGGACAGGUGACGGAGAAACCCUCUACACUGUCAUCAGGAAGGCAGCAUGACCGAGUGCUUCCUGCCCCCGCCCAGCAGCCCUGGUGAACACCGCCGGGUAGAGCAUGGCAGUGGUCUCACACGCACCCCUAGCUCUGAGGAGAUCAGCCCCACCAAGUUUCCUGGGUUGUACCGCACUGGCGAGCCCUCACCUCCCCAUGACAACCUCCAUGAGCCUCCUGAUAUAGUGUCUGAUGAUGAGAAAGACCAUGGGAAGAAAAAAGGAAAAUUUAAGAAAAAGGAAAAAAGGACUGAAGGCUAUGCUGCCUUUCAGGAAGAUAGCUCUGGAGAUGAAGCUGAAAGUCCUUCCAAAAUGAAGCGGUCUAAGGGGAUCCAUGUUUUCAAGAAGCCCAGCUUUUCUAAAAAGAAAGAGAAGGAUUUUAAAAUAAAAGAGAAACCCAAAGAGGAAAAACAUAAAGAAGAAAAGCACAAAGAGGAAAAACAUAAAGAGAAGAAGUCAAAAGACUUGACAGCAGCUGACGUCGUCAAACAGUGGAAGGAAAAGAAGAAAAAGAAGAAGCCGAUUCAGGAGCCAGAGGUGGCUCCUGUAGACGUUCCGAGUCUCAAGCCCAUUUUUGGAAUUCCUUUGGCCGAGGCAGCUGAGAGGACCAUGAUGUACGACGGCGUUCGGCUGCCAGCUGUCUUCCGGGAGUGUGUGGACUACGUGGAGAAGCACGGCAUGAGGUGCGAGGGCAUCUACCGCGUGUCAGGAAUUAAAUCCAAGGUGGAUGAGCUGAAAGCAGCCUAUGACAGAGAGGAGUCUCCCAACCUGGAGGAGUAUGAGCCCAACACUGUGGCCAGUUUGCUGAAGCAGUACCUUCGGGACCUGCCUGAAAACCUACUCACCAAGGAGCUCACGCCCCGCUUUGAGGAGGCCUGUGGGCGGAGCUCAGAGGGUGAGAAGGUACAGGAGCUCCAGCGUCUUUUGUGGGAGCUGCCCGAGUGUAACCAGCUCCUCAUCUCCUGGCUCAUCGUGCACAUGGACCAUGUGAUCUCCAAGGAGCUGGAAACAAAAAUGAACAUCCAGAACAUUUCUAUAGUGCUCAGCCCAACUGUCCAGAUUAGCAAUCGUGUCCUCUAUGUGUUUUUCACACAUGUGCAAGAGCUCUUUGGAAAUGUGACACUGAAGCCAGUGACAAAACCUCUUCGAUGGUCUAACAUGGCUACGAUGCCCACACUGCCCGAGACCCAGGAGAGCAUCAAGGAGGAGAUCAGAAGACAGGAGUUUCUUUUGAAUUGUUUACAUCGAGACCUGCAGGGGGGAAUAAAGGAUUUAUCUAAAGAGGAAAGAUUAUGGGAAGUACAAAGAAUUUUGACAGCCCUCAAAAGAAAACUGAGAGAAGCUAAAAGACAGGAGUGUGAAACCAAGAUUGCCCAAGAAAUAGCCAGUCUUUCAAAAGAGGAUGUUUCCAAAGAAGAAAUGAAUGAAAAUGAGGAAGUCAUAAAUAUUCUUCUUGCCCAGGAGAAUGAGAUCCUGACGGAACAGGAGGAGCUUCUAGCCAUGGAGCAGUUUCUGCGCCGACAGAUUGCCUCGGAGAAAGAAGAGAUUGAGCGCCUCAGAGCCGAGAUUGCCGAGAUUCAGAGCCGCCAGCAGCACGGCCGCAGCGAGACGGAGGAGUACUCCUCCGAGAGCGAGAGUGAGAGUGAGGACGAGGAGGAGCUGCAGCUCAUCCUGGAGGACCUGCAGCGGCAGAACGAGGAGCUGGAGAUCAAGAACAACCACCUGAACCAGGCCAUUCACGAGGAGCGCGAGGCCAUCAUCGAGCUGCGGGUGCAGCUUCGCCUCCUCCAGCUGCAGCGGGCCCGGCCGGAGCCCCUGCCCCCGGCCGGCGAGCCCGAGCCCAGCGCCGCCAAGGAGCAGCCUCUGGGAGGCAAGGAGCAGGCCUGGCCGUCACCCGGCAGGGACAGGAAGGAGACGCCCAUCUGAGGGGCCGCCGCCCGCCGUCGCCAGCUUUGCUGUACAUUCUGUAAAGAAGCCUCCUCCUCCCGGGCGCAGGUGACGCAGGGACGGGGCGCCUCUCCGGCCCGCGGGCACGGCUGAGUUCUCCAGAUAGUGUCAGCUUCUUUGAAGAUUCAUUUUCUCUGUUAACUUAAAAUAACUCUUUUAACCCUUGAGUGGCUUCUUUUUAAACCAAAAAUCGUCUUUCUUUGCUUUUUGAUCACGGCAGAAUCAGGAUUUUUCUCUCGUUCAAGGGGGAACUGAAGCCGGCAGCCCGCUCCUGCCCUUGUGCCACCCAGGCCUCCAGGGUCGCGGCUGCCCGUCACUCUUGCUUGUGCCUUCACACCUCUCGGUGCAGAUUCUGUCCUGGGGGCUGCCUCACGGUUCCUGACGGCCGGGGGGCUCUCUCCGGGGUCCCUUCCCCACCCCGUCACCCUCUCCUUUGACAGCCCCGCACCACAGCCCCCGAGUCACACGGCGGCCUGCUUGGUCGCACAGAGCUGCCCGUGGAGCCCGCCUGCCGCCCGGGGUCAACAGAGACUUUUUCUCUGGGCCUGAGGGGGCGGCCACCUGGAACCCGAGACGUCCACACAGAGGAUGUUUCUCCGACCUUCCAUGAGAACAGAACGUCGUAGGUUGCUUGCUUGGGCUAGAAUGUAAGUGUCUCUUUGCCUGAAUAAGCCAUAUCGAUAGGUAGCUGUGCUCUUACACAGAUUUCAGUUGUCCCUGUGGGCUCGGUGGAACUGCCGCUGGAUGCCCGGUUGACCAGGUUGAGCAAUAGAAACGGCUGGGCUUCAGAGUCAGCCGCCUUCCGGAGCCCCAGGGCGUCUGGGGGGCCGGCUCACAGGCACUCGGCUCAGUCCCCCUCAGCCCAGGCAGCGGCUCCGUGAGGCCAAACCCCACACACUCAAGGUGAUGGAACACCCCACAAGGGCUCUGUCCUCGCCUCCUGGUUAGUAUUUAUUUUCAGCACCUGUUCAAUGCGGUUUUUUAUCCUCUACCUAUUGCACUGUUGUGACUUGUUGGCCAUUAUUUGAUUUUUGUACGAAAAAAAGCUUUGUUAUAGAAAUCAGCAUACUAUUUUUUUAAAUCUGGAGAGAAGAUAUUAUGGUGACUGAAAAUAUGGUCAGGUGUCAAAUAUAAACAUAAAAGCCUUCACUGUCCUGUCGGUCAUGUUACAUUCAUUUUAUAUUUGCUGGCAAUAUUGAAGGUUUCUUUUUUGUUGUGUAAACUCUCAUUUCUAUCAAGGUGUUAUGAAUUUUUAAAAUUAGUAUUUCGUUACAAUUGUCUCAGCAUUGGUUAACUAAUUUUUGCCAGGACCAUGAUGGAUCAAGCAAAUAAAUUCAACAGCCAUUUGAGGAAAAA